AUGGGACGCUUUUUGCUGCUAGGGGCGCCCCAAAUUUCGAGGCAUCCGCCCAUUCCACUUCCCUUUUCCACUGGAGUGAAAGACACAACGUACCCACCAUUAUUUCCCUCCAGGGACCGUAGACUCUUAUGCUUCUCUAGCCGCUUGUACGUUAGACCAACUGAUGCCCAUAAAGGUUCUUUUGAAAAGGUCUCCGCACUCAGGGAGUCCGUGCCGUUUUCAUCGGUCCGUUCAAAUGGAGAACGUCCCCAAGUGUCCUCUGGAGAAGUCCCUUCAAGAAGUGCAGGAGAGGGGACCAAAUCCACAGGGAAGCUCCAUACUGGUGACUUGGGUGCCGUGGCUGCUGAACGCUCUCGUGUAUCUUUGUUUGAGUUUUUGGCGUUUCUAAAGGACGAGAAGUUUCGGGUAGCUGGGAUCAUGUUUGCACUGCUCCUGAGUAGUGGUGCUCAGCUGCUCCUGCCGCUAGCCGUAGGCAAGCUUGUUGAUGCCGUCACACAAACCACCGGGGACCAGCAUCAAAAGCAGCAGCAACAACAGCAACAGGAAGUAGCGCAGCUGCAACAACGGGAGGGCGAACAGCAGGACCAGCGUCGAGAAGAUUCAUUCCACCGCCAGAGUAGUGUGACGGAAGGCUCCAAUAAAAUGACAGCAGCAACGGACACGCCCUCCUCACCGGCGACAACAGCAGCAGGCAAACCGCCUCCUGUGGUCGGAACAGGGAAGCCAGAAAUAGCAACAGCAACGGAGCCCAGCUGGAGGGGACUUACGGGUGUUUUUGAGGAGAAUCUGAAGACGCCUGGCGCCCGUUUGGGUAUCUGCGUUGCUUUGGGAGCCGUCGGGGCUGUGACAUCUUUCACCCGACUUUAUCUCCUUGAGUCAACUAUUGAACGGGUCGCUUGCCGUCUUCGCUCCACUUUGUUUUGGCGGCUACUCCAUCAAACAACACAGCAUUCACAACAACAGCAGCUAGGGUCCCUAGUGAAGCAUCUUUCCCAAGAUGUUGUGACAGCGAGCAGAAUUUUAGUGGACGUGUCCUUUGGGCUUCGUUGCCUGCUGACAUCUGUCGUUGGGAUCUGCCUUUGUUGGGCUGCAACCCCUUUGUUUUUCCUAAUGUCUCUGCUGCUGCCGAUUGCUGCCGCGACGGCCGCGCUGCGGCUUUCAGCAAAAUCCGUCGCGAAGCUACAGCAGCAGCACAGCAGAGCUCUACAGGUGGCGUUUCAGCGCGCAACAGUGGCCCUCAACUCGAGGAGGCAACUAAGAAGUCUCAAUGGAGAGGCUGUGGAAGCUAAGGCUUUCGACAUGGCGCUGGAGGGCGUCUUGGCUGCAGCUAAGAAGAGCGCCGUUGCAAUUGGCUGUCGCCACGCGUUUGUAUUUGCUGCUGGUUCGAGUCUGCUGGUGCAUCUUGUGCACUCUGCCGCAUCACUCGUUGCCCAAGGUUUGUUCCCUACACCUACUUCCCACUAUCACUGGCUAUUCCCAUGUCCAGUCCCGCUGCAAGCCUUUGCCUAUCCUAUAUCUCCUAUCAAACAACCUGGUCUUGUUUAUUGCACGCGCUACCGCACCGGAUACAUUGCAGUCGUGACGUUUACGAUGGCACUUUCUGCGAAUGCUGUAGGUGUCCUGACGGGAGGCCAAGUUAUGUCGCUUGCGCUAUAUUCGGCCUUUGUGGGCUCGUCUAUCCAGGGUUGCGUUACAGCCUGGAGCGACAUUUCCCGUUCUGUUGCUGCGGCGGGAGAUAUGCUCCAGCUGCUCCUGCGGUCGCCUUCCCCUCUCCUUACUUCCCCAUUAGAUUAUCAAGCAGAGCUGACACGAUUUAAGGAAGCCCUUAAGCACCAAGAGGAACAAGAGGCAACGGUAACGAUGCCAGCAGCUGUCGGAUCUGCUCGGAGAAAGGUUCCAGCAGUGGAGUUUAGAGAUGUGUGGCUGUCGUAUCCUGACAGAGGAGGCCGUUGGGCACUCAAGGGUCUAAGCUUUCAAGUGCCCCCUGGCUCUCUCGUAGCUGUCACAGGUCCGAGUGGAAGUGGCAAGAGUUCGUUAGGUGCCCUUUUGCUGCGACUGUUCGAGCCCCAAAGAGGAAACAUUUAUUUGGAAGGGCUUCCCAUACGCGCAUUUGACGAGCGCUUUAUACGAUCUCUUGUAAUCCCCGUGCUCCAGGAUUCGGUGCUGUUCUCCGGCAAGUCUCUAGAAGCCCAGAUUCUUUAUGGGCAGUUGGCGCAGCAAGAAUUAUCCGGAGCAGAGGGCCCGAAGCUGACUGUCUCUUCCGCUUGUGAUGCUGCAUGCGUAUCCCCUUUCGCUGCGGCUCUUCCAAAGGGCCUCCAGACGCCGUUAGGCGAGCGCGGUGCCGUUCUCUCUGGUGGCCAAAGGCAGCGCGUAUGCCUCGCCAUGGCCCUGUACCGGCUGGAGUGCGCCCAGAGGGCGUUGGAAGGAACUAAGGGCUCUCGCGUGCCUUGUUUGUUAUUCCUGGAUGAAGCCACGUCUUCUUUGGAUGCAGACACAGAGCGUCAGGUCCUGUUAAAUCUAAAGAAGAGGCUGCACGGGGAAACUUGCCUCUUCAUAGUCCACCGACCCGGGGUAUUAGAGAUAUCGGACCACAUUAUGGUAUUAGACGAUGGCCGUGUAAUACAGUUUGGCCCCAAAGAAGAGGUUCUUAGAAGCCCAUGCCUUCCACUGCAGUGGCUCGUAUCCGGAGCAAUUCCUAGUAGGUCUGCACUCAUACCUGACGCCCCCGUAACAGCUACAGGAGAGUAA
Eimeria necatrix is the source of this 2748-nucleotide messenger RNA. RefSeq names its product ATP-binding cassette, putative. Lineage: Eukaryota; Apicomplexa; Conoidasida; Eucoccidiorida; Eimeriidae. The record is from RefSeq and is a predicted model, not a curated record. Gene Ontology annotation, biological process: transmembrane transport. The transcript has 12 exons. Gene Ontology annotation, cellular component: membrane. Gene Ontology annotation, molecular function: ATP hydrolysis activity; ATP binding; ABC-type oligopeptide transporter activity. Bases 1 to 2748 code for a protein of 915 amino acids.